This is a messenger RNA of Galeopterus variegatus (Sunda flying lemur), 1370 nucleotides long. RefSeq names its product histone deacetylase 3 (gene HDAC3). The record is from RefSeq and is a predicted model, not a curated record. NCBI's taxonomy places the organism in Eukaryota, Metazoa, Chordata, Mammalia, Dermoptera, Cynocephalidae. The transcript has 10 exons. Gene Ontology annotation, molecular function: histone deacetylase activity. Bases 7 to 783 code for a protein of 258 amino acids.
UGCGCUAUGGCCAAGACUGUGGCCUAUUUCUACGACCCCGACGUGGGCAACUUCCACUACGGGGCUGGGCACCCUAUGAAGCCCCAUCGCUUGGCAUUGACCCAUAGCCUGGUCCUGCACUACGGUCUCUAUAAGAAAAUGAUCGUCUUCAAGCCAUACCAGGCCUCUCAGCAUGACAUGUGCCGCUUCCACUCCGAGGAUUAUAUUGACUUCCUGCAGAGAGUGGUGGACUUCUACCAACCCACGUGCAUUGUGCUUCAGUGUGGAGCUGACUCUCUGGGCUGUGAUCGACUGGGCUGCUUCAACCUCAGUAUCCGAGGACAUGGGGAAUGUGUCGAAUAUGUCAAGAGCUUCAAUAUCCCUCUACUAGUGCUGGGUGGUGGUGGCUAUACUGUCCGAAAUGUUGCCCGCUGCUGGACAUAUGAGACAUCGCUGCUGGUAGAAGAGGCCAUUAGUGAGGAGCUUCCCUAUAGUGAGUAUUUUGAGUACUUUGCCCCGGACUUCACACUCCAUCCAGAUGUUAGCACCCGCAUCGAGAAUCAGAACUCACGUCAGUAUCUGGACCAGAUCCGCCAGACAAUCUUCGAAAACCUGAAGAUGUUGAACCAUGCGCCUAGUGUCCAGAUUCAUGAUGUGCCUGCAGACCUCCUGACCUAUGACAGGACUGAUGAAGCUGAUGCAGAGGAGAGGGGUCCUGAGGAGAACUACAGCAGGCCAGAGGCACCCAAUGAGUUCUAUGAUGGAGACCAUGACAAUGACAAGGAAAGCGAUGUGGAGAUUUAAGAGCAGCUUGGGUUGCUGUGUCCCAAAGAAUUCCUUUUCACCUCUUGGUUGAGCAGGAGGGAAAAGGUGUGGUUCCCCCAGUCUUGGACUGGUCACCUCCAGGGCUUUUACUAACUCUGGGGAAGAGUUUGGAGACCACUUCUGGUUCUAGAACCAUCUACCGCCUUUUGCUCUCUUUUCCAAGGCCUGACCAUGGUACCUAUUAGGGAUGAGAUGAGAAUAAGGAUAUCUGUUUCUGGGACAAUAUGGGCAGUGGACCCUAGAGGUCAGUCCCCAGCCCCUCUGGCCCCUUUUUUCUUUCUGCUUCCCUCCAACCCAGAGAUUUUUAGGGGUAAAGAGGUAGACAGGACUGAAAUUGCCUCUGACUUCCUCCUCUCCUGGGUUCCCCUACUGCAGGCCUUGCUUCAGGGCAGGUGAAGCAUGAGGGAUUUGGGGAGGUCCUGGCUCCCUAACAUCUUAAUCCCAGAUGAUGGAAAGUGUGGUUAUGAGGGCAGGGGGAGGAUGUGAAAAUGUCCUGUUCUAACUUUUGGCUUUCUGUCCAUUUUACCACUGUUUUUAUUCAAUAAACCAAGUUGGUAUUUUUUGUA